Molecule: messenger RNA, 342 nt
Organism: Antrostomus carolinensis (chuck-will's-widow)
Lineage: Eukaryota; Metazoa; Chordata; Aves; Caprimulgiformes; Caprimulgidae
Product: eukaryotic translation initiation factor 4E-like
Exons: 4
Biological process (GO): translational initiation
Cellular component (GO): cytoplasm; eukaryotic translation initiation factor 4F complex
Molecular function (GO): RNA 7-methylguanosine cap binding; translation initiation factor activity
Source: RefSeq, a predicted model, not a curated record
GACUACUCCCUCUUCAAGGAUGGCAUUGAGCCCAUGUGGGAGGACAGCCAGAACAAGCGUGGUGGGCGCUGGCUGAUCACUCUGGCCAAGCAGCAGCGGCACACGGAGCUGGACCGUUUCUGGCUGGAGACGCUGCUGUGUCUCAUUGGGGAGAUGUUUGACCAGUACAGCGAUGAAGUGUGUGGGGCUGUCAUCAACAUCCGUGCCAAGGGGGACAAGAUUGCCAUCUGGACCCGGGAAGCGGAGAACCAGGAAGGUGUCACCCACAUCGGGCGCAUCUACAAGGAGCACCUGGGCCUGUCGCAGAAGGUGGCCAUCGGGUACCAGGCUCACGCGGACACG